Messenger RNA from Actinia tenebrosa (Australian red waratah sea anemone), 3253 nucleotides. RefSeq lists its product as uncharacterized. Gene Ontology annotation, molecular function: protein binding. Gene Ontology annotation, cellular component: cytoskeleton; cytoplasm. The record is from RefSeq and is a predicted model, not a curated record. NCBI's taxonomy places the organism in Eukaryota, Metazoa, Cnidaria, Anthozoa, Actiniaria, Actiniidae. Gene Ontology annotation, biological process: negative regulation of actin filament polymerization.
AACAGAAUUUCAACUGCUUUAAUUUAUCGACAGUUUCUUUCACACUGGACUUCAAAACUGCAAAGAUAAGAGGCAAAAUCAACGGAGUGUGUUCCAAUUAAAAUGCAAAUUUCUUGAUGUAACUUGAACGAUUAGUUGAAAGCGAGCGCAGUUGAACAUCGUCAACCAUUUACACUCAAGGAUUGGUCAAGGAACAGAAUUUAUAUUGCAGGGGGUUAUUUCAUUCAAACCUCACCGAGAUAAGAUUAAUAUUCCAUCUAAUUACAAGGCCAAAGAGUUCACAUCGUGAGGCAUUCCGGGAUCGUUUUACAGAUUUCCUGUUGAUCGACUUCAGAGCUCUAGCUUGCGUGGUUUGCAUAUUGACGUUGCCUCUCUACCAACUCAGCUGUGAUCCAGUUAUUCAAAUUGUUUGUCCUAAGAGGAUCGCACAGCGACAUCCAAUACUCCAUCUACACAUCUCAAAGCAGAUUUAAACUAUUCUAUACCGAAGGACGAAGGAACAGAUUGGUGUAUUGACCGAAGGGUAUUUAUUAUCAUCAUGUCCGGAAGGCCCUUCGCACUCAAGACGAAAAGACGAACUCGGAACACGAACUCGUUCUCGUCAGACGACGGAUCAUCGAUCCGUAAUAUCGAUCGAUACGACAGCGAUGGAGAGAGCAUUGGUUCCGAUACCGACUCCAUUGGAAGUGGUUUUAAGAAUUUUCCCGAACUAGACAUGUCUCCUUCACCUCGGAGUCUAUCUCCUCUGAGUACGUCAAGCACUGGAGCCAGCGGUAGUAACUCAUUGUCUCCUUUGACGUUCGGCUUUAAUAUGGAGACGCUGGAGUUUACACAGAGCGAGAAACCGUCGCCAAGUUUGCUCGAAAAAUCCAUCGCUAGUCUUCCUGCAGGAUCAGAUCUCAAAAACACUUUACUGUACAUUCGAAAACAAUUAAAACAUAGUUUACUACGCGUGAAAGACCUUGAGGAACAGGUCAAAUGUGUUCCAACUUUACGAGUACAGAAUUCGGUUCUUCAAGAAGAGAAACGACAGUUGUUGAAGCAAUUACAGUCCAAGUGCUCGAUGAAAAAAAACCGUUCGUACGGUUAUAACGAUUUGUAUUACAAUACCCUUCGGCAACGAGGAUGCAAAAGUGACACUGAAGAUGACGAAGAUGAAUUCGCUUCCGUCAGAAGGAAACUCAAAAUGAAACUAUCUGGAUCAACGUCUUUGCUCAAUGGAAACACAGACACUGAUACAACUGAGACUAAAGAAAACGUUUGUGAACGAUGCAAGAGUGGCUUCACUUCUGCAAUAAAAUUUAAUAAAGAAAAAUUGGAAACUUUUGAAAAUAUUCCUCAUAAUCGGGGAACGCAGACGAAAAUUCGAGGUAUUGAUCAUACGAUAUGGAAGAGCAAUGCUGAGAAAGAGAAUGACAUCCACGCAAAAGAAGCGAAAGACAGCAGCCCUAGGCGUAAAGUUUCAACAAGAUCAAUAGGUGUUGGAAUGAUAAGGUCUUUUACUAAAGAUUGUGGCGUUGGAAGUGGAAUCGCCGAAUUAAAAACUAAAGACCAAACUUCACAGACUUUUGUCGAAAAAACAAGCGUUGGUUGUGACUCUUUAGUCUCGGAAAGUUUUGACAAAGGAAUUAACGUCAAACCCUACAUGGAAUCGUGUGCUUCUCAAACUGAGCGGUUUCAGAGCCCUGGUUACCAGGGAGACCAAAAUAAAGAGGUUGAGUGUAUCGGGACACAGACAACUAUAGCCGAACCUUAUGUUUCUGUGGGUGUUGGUAUUUGUACGAUUGAUGAUGACUAUUGCUCACGUUGUUUGAGUGAUGAAGAGUUCAUUACGACGAAGUCUGUUGACGAAAUUAUGGCCAAUAGAAUAGACUUACCAACUUAUAGAUCUUACGGAGUUGGUAAUGGGUCAUUAGAUGAUAAUUAUCUAUGCCACAGAUGCUGGGGAGUAGAGUUUAAAGAAGCAGCUUGCGGCGAUGGAAAACUCACAAUAAAUGACCUCUUUGGGAGUAUGAAGCUGCAGAAAGAUGACACAAAUAAGGUCGCUAUUGAUUCUAAAAGCAAAACUACUACCAAAAUGAAUAGAGUUGGAAUAAGUCGGCUAACGGAUUCAGUGUGUGUUAAUUGCACUUCAAAAAGAGUCCGUUCAGUUGGGUCAGGAAGCGACAGCAUUUCUGAGCUCCUGUGCGAUAGGUGUAUUAACGUGAAAACACGAUCUAUUGGUGCUGUAGCUGCUCCGAGUGUAAAGACAUUAGGUGUUGGUGAUUGUAGUGUUACUGAUAGCUUUUGCGACCGAUGUUUGAACGUACGCACGAAGACAGUAGGUGUCGGUGAAUGCUGCCUGUCAGAUAAUUACUGCGAUCGUUGUUUCCAAUUAAAAACAAAGUCGACUGCAGUCGGUGACUAUGACAUUGACAAUACUACUGGAAUAUCGAUCGACAACAAUGACAACUUCGUUGGUCUAAGCAUGCGCAUUAAUGGACAUGUCGAUAAGAAUGACGUCAAAGCGUUAGUCGCGAAUAAGAACUCGACGUACGAAGGAACAGACAGCAGUGAACUAAGCGAUGGUGGCAACUCUACUCUUACKCAUGUGAGUGAUACUGUGGAAUCAGAUGAAGCAAGUAUUGACCACGAUAACCCCAGCAGCGAUAGCACAGGACAGAUGAGUGAGCCUUCAAUGUCGUCCAGCGGACAGCGGUCACGUGUUAGGCUCAGCGAAGAAGUCCUCUCUGCCUGCAAACUACUGAAUGGUCAUUUAUACAAAGGCAAGGAAAUCGGACGAGAACAGCUGGUCUCUUGUAUGAGCACCGUCGAGAACCACUGGUUUGAGUGUGUGACGUCACCUGGCUGCCGUGCUGACGUCAUCAAGGCAUAUGUUAAGGCCUUCAGGGCUUACAUUCCGGUUCUCAUGGAGACCAUUAUAAACCUCAGGGACAAAGAAGGUAAUAAUGCACUGCACUAUGCUGUCAGCUUCAACAACUGGAAGGUAGUGAACACGAUUCUUAAAACAAACUUUGUUGAUGUUGGACUACCAAACCAGGUGGGAUACAACGCUGUCAUGCUUGCAGCGCUAACAGGCCUGGAAAGAGAAGAGUUCACAGACAUCGCUCGCAGACUUUUAGACCUUGGUGAUGUGAACAGUAAAGUAGAGGAGACUGGUCAAACUCCUUUAAUGUUAGCCGUAACUCGCGGUAGGCUUGACAUGGUGGGACUUCUAUUGGAGGCUGGCGCUGAUAUGAAUGCGCAAGAUAAC